Molecule: messenger RNA, 1792 nt
Organism: Larimichthys crocea (large yellow croaker)
Lineage: Eukaryota; Metazoa; Chordata; Actinopteri; Sciaenidae
Product: keratin, type I cytoskeletal 18
Exons: 8
Coding region: 158-1708 (516 amino acids)
Cellular component (GO): cytoskeleton
Molecular function (GO): structural molecule activity
Source: RefSeq, a predicted model, not a curated record
UAUACCAGUUUGUCCAGGACGGGGAGCCAAUGGCAUCACCGAGGGGGCGGAUUGAUGCGUAAAAUCAGGUAUAAAACCCACCUGUGCGCCUCCAUCACACCCAUCAACCUGAAGCUCUCUGUCAGCGUGAACUCUCUCUCUCAUCCCAGCAGACAUCAUGCCUUCAAACAGCUCAGCCAGCAUGUUCGGUGGAGCCGGUGGAAGAGGCUCCAGGGCGUCCGUGGCGAGCCUGGAGGGUCUGCGUAACGUGCUGCGCAACGAGACGGAAAGGGACUCCGCUCCAGCUCCGGUUGUACCACAGACUGCCGCUCCUACAGCAGCUCAGGCUCCUCCUGCCGCCCCUGCGGAUGACAAGCAGACACUGCGGGGUCUGAACGACCGGCUGUCGGGCUACCUGGGCAGGGUGAGGCAGCUGGAGAAGGAGAACGGAGACCUGCAGAAAGAGAUCGAUGACAUAUUGGCCAAGAGGAAGGCACCUGAGGGGCGCGACUGGGAUCAAGUUGAGAAACCUCUGGAUGACCUAAAGAAGCAGAUCAAAGACAUCACCAAGGACAAUGCCAAGCUGCUGCUGCAGAUUGACAACACCAAACUGGCCAUAGAUGACUUCAAGGACAAGCUGGAGGACGAGAAAAAGGCACGUAAGGAGCUGGAGAAAGACGUGGAUGCGCUGAAGAAGACCAACGAGGAGACCAAGCAGAACUGCAAGCAGACGCAGAAUGAGAUCGACAUGGUGAAGGAGGAGCUGGCUCGCCUCGAGCGGGAGCACAAAAAGGAGGUGGACGUCCUGCGUGAGAAGGUCAGGGACUCCGAUGUGAAUGUGGAGAUCGAAUCCCAGAACUCCAACCUGGCUGAGAUCAUCAACAAGAUCCGCAGGCAGUACGACAAACUAGCCAUGAAGAACCUGAAGGAGACCGAGGAGUGGUACCAGAGCAAGUUUGAGAACAUCAAGGUGGUGGAGGCUCAAAACACUGAGGUGUUGAUGUCUGGAAAGUCGGAUCUUAAGGAGCUGCUCAAAGAGAAACGCUGUCUGGAAGUUAAGAUCCAGGGUCUGCACAGCAUGAUCUACAAUCUGGAGGAAACCCUGAGGGGCACCCAGGUGGAGUAUGGUCAACGCCUGGCUCCCCUCAACAAGCUGAUCCGGGACCUGGAGAAGGAGCUGAAGGCGGUGAGGUCACAGGUGGAGCACCUCGUGGAGAACAACAAAAACCUGCUGUGCGUCAAGAUGAAGCUGGAGGCGGAGAUCGAGAACUACCGGAAACUGAUUCAGGGCAUGACGGCUGAUACUGAAAGCUUGGACCUUUCUUUAGAGGAUGCAUUGGACAGCGACCAACAAAAGCCUGACUCUAAGGCGCCGGAGCUGGAGGUAGUGAAAGAAGAAGCCGUGGUGAAGCAAGAAAGUGCCCCCUCCGACAAAUCCACCCCCUCCGACAAAUCCACCCCCUCAGACAAAUCCACCCCCUCCGACAAAUCCACCCCUGAAGGAGACGUCAUCAAGGCUGAGAAGGUCGCUGCAGAGAAGGCGGAGAAGAAAAGCUCCACUAAAACUAAAAAAGCCAAAAAUAAGAAAGGUUCAUCCUCUUCAUCAUCCUCAUCUUCCUCCUCCUCCUCCUCCUCUUCUUCCUCCUCUUCCUCUUCCUCUGAUGAUGAGAAAAAAGAUGAAAAGCCCAAAAAGAACAAAGAGGAGGAGGAGGAAGAGGCCAAAGCCUGAUCUUUAAUGUUUAAUCUUUCUGCUGUCUGUAUCAAACUGUUUAAGAAUGUUGACAAAGGUGUGCAAAAUAAAGACGUUUGAUUU